UAAACAAGAUGCAGACAAUCAAGUGUGUUGUAGUGGGUGAUGGUGCAGUUGGUAAAACGUGUUUACUUAUUUCAUAUACAACAAAUAAAUUCCCCUCUGAAUAUGUGCCUACAGUCUUUGAUAACUAUGCUGUUACUGUCAUGAUUGGUGAAGAACCUUAUACACUUGGGUUAUUCGAUACAGCAGGCCAAGAAGAUUAUGAUCGUCUAAGACCUUUAUCUUAUCCUCAAACAGAUGUCUUUUUGGUCUGUUUCUCUGUGACUUCGCCAGCAUCAUUUGAAAACGUGAAAGAAAAAUGGUUCCCAGAAGUCCAUCAUCAUUGCCCUGGUGUUCCUUGCCUGAUUGUUGGUACGCAAGUUGAUUUACGUGAUGAUCCUGCUGUCAUUGAAAAAUUAGCUCGACAAAAACAAAGACCGAUCAGUUUUGAUGCAGGUGAAAGACUGGCUCGUGAAUUAGGAGCUGUCAAAUAUGUUGAAUGUUCUGCCCUAACACAAAAGGGCCUCAAGAACGUAUUUGAUGAAGCUAUUGUGGCUGCAUUAGAACCUCCAGUCAAGAAAAAGUCAAAAAAAUGUCUUAUUUUGUAA
Gilbertella persicaria is the source of this 584-nucleotide messenger RNA. RefSeq names its product cell division control protein 42. The record is from RefSeq and is a predicted model, not a curated record. Lineage: Eukaryota; Fungi; Mucoromycota; Mucoromycetes; Mucorales; Choanephoraceae. Bases 9 to 584 code for a protein of 191 amino acids. Gene Ontology annotation, biological process: small GTPase-mediated signal transduction. The transcript has 4 exons. Gene Ontology annotation, molecular function: GTPase activity; GTP binding.